CGGCCACAGCGCAGAGAGCGGCCAUGGAGCGGGCUCCGAACCUGCUUCUCCUCUGCAUCUUCACCUUUGCCAUGGUCCUGGUUCCCGCAGCCAAGGACCAGAGCAAGGCAGCCAGGGGCAGCAGAAGGGGCCUGGCACGGGCGCCCACAGCCCCCCCUGGCCUGGCCUGGGCCCCGGAGGAGCCCUACAGCAGCAUGGCACAGUACGAGCACGGCAUCCAGGACAUGGUGCGCCAGCUGAGGAACGGCUCCGAGCCGGGGGACACCGAGUGCCAGGUGAACCUGAGGCUCUGGAGGUCCAACCGCAGGAGCCUGUCCCCCUGGGCCUACAGGAUAAACCACGACGCCUCACGGAUCCCAGCCGACAUCCCCGAGGCGCGGUGCCUGUGCAGCGGCUGCAUUAACCCCUUCAGCCGGCAGGAGGACCGCAGCAUGGCCAGCGUCCCCAUCUUCAGCCGCCUGCCCGUGCGCCGCCUGCUCUGCCCGGCCCCGCCGGGGCACGGGGCACGGGGCAAGAAGUGCCACAAGAAGUACCAGAUGGUGAUGGAGACCAUCGCCGUGGGCUGCACCUGCAUCUUCUGAGGCUGCAAAGCUCACACCCUGCAGCUCCCCCAGUGCUGGCCGUUCUACCCAGCUUGCUCUUGCUUCCCCAGCUUGCCCGGCCCUUUGGGAGAGGCAGCAGGGUGAGGGGAGCUCCCUGUGCAAGAACUCCUCAAAAUCCCCCUGCAGAAUCUGUCAGCCCCAGCCCCAGCCCCAGCAGCUGCUCUGGGGACACCCAGGGCAGAGACAGCCCCAGGAUCAGGAUCAGCAUCAGGAUCAGCAUCAGGAUCAGCAUCAGGAUCAGGCCUCCUCCCUUCCCAAAGUCCCCACUUCCCUUUGUUUGCUCCAUUGCUGCAACAGCUCCUGGCAACACCCAGCCCUCCCGUCCUUCCCAGCCCUCCCGUCCUUCCCAGCCCUCCCCAGCCCUCCUGUCCAUCCCAGUCCUCCCAUUCCUUCCCAGACCUCUCCUGUCCUCUCCAGUCCUCCCACAGGUUCCUCUGUGCCAGGCUGGGCAGCCCAAGGAGCUGGGCAAGCUGCUGGUGCUUUGGGCAGCUUCU
Melospiza melodia melodia is the source of this 1096-nucleotide messenger RNA. It is a transcript of the gene IL17B, whose product is annotated as interleukin 17B. Gene Ontology annotation, biological process: inflammatory response. Gene Ontology annotation, cellular component: extracellular region. Gene Ontology annotation, molecular function: cytokine activity. The transcript has 3 exons. Bases 24 to 581 code for a protein of 185 amino acids. The record is from RefSeq and is a predicted model, not a curated record. Lineage: Eukaryota; Metazoa; Chordata; Aves; Passeriformes; Passerellidae.